This is a messenger RNA of Hydractinia symbiolongicarpus, 1804 nucleotides long. RefSeq lists its product as uncharacterized. The transcript has 16 exons. Gene Ontology annotation, molecular function: transmembrane transporter activity. The record is from RefSeq and is a predicted model, not a curated record. Gene Ontology annotation, biological process: transmembrane transport. Lineage: Eukaryota; Metazoa; Cnidaria; Hydrozoa; Anthoathecata; Hydractiniidae. The coding region runs from base 280 to 1770 and encodes 496 amino acids.
CAAGAACAACAAAUGUUAUAAAAGUGAACAUGUUUAAUACGUUAAUAUUGGAUUGAUUUUUGAAUGACACUUAAGGUUUUUACGUAAGCAUACUGAACGCAAAGCAAGUAACAGAAUAAUCGUCUAACAUAACACUAUAUGAUAUGAGGAUAACAAAAGAAUAAAUAGAAAUGUGAUACUAUGAAUACAAUUUAAAGAAUAACUUUCAAACAAAGCACACGCAAGUGUGUUAACUAACUUUAGACAAAAAAUUUUUUUAUCUAGAAACCAUCCAAGAAUAUGAAGAAAUCACUAAAAGCUUUAGUGUAUGGAGAAAAUGUGACGCCCUUACCAGCCUUUAAAGUGUUUUCAUUGUUUUUGCUCUUUGUGUUCAAUUCAAUGGUGAUAUCCUGCCAGUUUGCUUAUCUACCGCAACUUAUCAAGUCUUUCGGAGUUUCAGAGGUUGAGACAGGAGAAAAAGUUGGAAUUAUCGUCUCUAGCUAUUACAUUGCUCGAAUAUUCGCCAGUUUACUAUGGGGAAAUAUGAGCGAUCGAUUUCCUAAAACAUAUGUCUUGAUACUGUCUUCACUUGGAUCAGCAUUGGCCAGCAUUGCAUUUGGUUUCACAGAAACUUUCACAUGGGCUGUUGCUGCAAAAUUCUUUACUGGUUGCUGUGCCGGAAUAGCUGUCGUGGGCAAAGCUAUUUUGGUUGACAUUUGUGAUGAUACGAACAUGCCUCUUGGAAUGACAGUAAUCAUGUCCUCGUUUUCCACCGGAUUAGUUACAGGGCCCGCUUUAGGAGGUUAUUUAGCUUUUCCUUCAGAAAAAUAUUCUAAUGUUUUUAGUAAAGAAUCUUUAUUUGGGCGUUACACCAUAUUACUUCCAAACUUUAUAUUGGCUAUUGGAUUGUUUAUUUCUACUGGCAUAUUCAUAUUGGCUUUUCGAAAAAAUUCCCGAAACCCAGACGGAUUGAUAGAAGAAGAGCCUUUACAGCAACAUAACAGUAAAUAUGGAGCGACACAAGUAGCUGAAACUAUAUAUUCUCCUAAGGUUACCACCAAUCGGCUGAUAACACGAUCUUCUCAGUGGAAAAGAUUUAAAAAUUGGAUGUUAAACACAACAUUAUGCAGACUACUUCGGAUCAAAAGUUGUGUUAUGAGUUGUGUUUUAACAGCAAUAUAUUACAUGCUGGCUGUGGCGUAUGAAGACAUCUAUCCAGUGUUAGCUGCGACUACAAAGAAAUACAAUGGUUAUGGAUUCAAUACAAAGGAUAUUGGUCUAUCACUUCUGAUAGUAUCAUGUUUGAUGAUAGCCAUACAAGUACCCUUGCUAGGAAAAUUAACAAGCAAGUAUGGUCCAAGCAAAAUUUUUAUCUUUUCUUCACUUGCAUUGGUAUUCUGUUGUCCAAUCAAUGUAUCAAUAAUAUCUAUUCAAAACAAAAACCUAUUUUGGACAUGUGUCAUCAUUAUUUCAUUACUGACUCGCCUUGCACUUGAAGGAGGAUUCGUCACUGUAAAUGUGUUUGUGAAUAACUCUGUAACAUCCGACCUUGUUGGAUCAGCAAAUGGACUGUGCAUGUCUCUGACGUGCUUAACAAGGAGCGUGGCGCCUACAUUAAUCGGUAGUGUAUUCUCAUGGUCGCUGGAAAACAUCAAAGAUGUGGAAGGGAAUAAAAAUCCACUAGGCUUUCCAUUUAAUCAAUAUUUUACUUUCUACAUUCUUUCUUUUUUUAGUAUUUUUAACGCUUUCUUUGUAACCCUGUUAUCGGGAAAAAUAGAUGAGAAACAAUAAAAAAGUUAUUUUCAGUUACUCUUUCGGUCCGAGU